GGCGAGAUGAUCGUUCUAGGGAGCUAGCUUGGGGCAGCGAGCGCAUGAUCUUUGCUUGGAUUUCUGGUGGAGAGAUCUUUCGUUUCUUUCAUGUGUCAUCGCGAGCGGAUGCUUCGGGGAGCGAAAGCCCCCAAACGCGCCCCAAGGCCGCUGCCGCUGCUCAUCGAGGCGGUGCGAUUCAUCGGUCAUGAGCGCUGGGAUUUGGAGGAGUAUCCUCAGCUGAGCUGAUCCAGGAAGGAGAGGGGGAAGGAUUUUCAUCUACCGCCAGGUCGGUUGUCCCGGAGAUCUUGCUCGAAAUUUCGAGCGGCGACAGCGGCAGCGGAAGAGCCUCGCUCGAAAUUUCGAGCGGCGACAGCGGCAUCGGAAGAGCCUCGCUCGAAAUCGAGCGGCGGCCAGGGGCAUCGGCCAGAUCUUCCUCGAAAUCUCGAGAAUCUUGCUCGGAAUUUCGAGCGAUCGGCCAUGGGCCAGCAGGAUCUGAGGCGGAAUCGUGCCCAGCAGCAGAGGAAUCAAACUACAUUGUUGCAUGGCCGAUCGAGGAGCGGCGGUGGCCGCGGCGGCGGCGGCAGUGGCAGUGGCAAUGGUGGGCGAUUCUCGGUGUGCUCUUCGUGGUUCGAUGUGCGCGUGCUCUACGCCCGCGUCGCGUUCUGCGCCGUGGAGGAGGCGCCGGAGCUCCUCACGAUCUGGUUCCCGCCGCGCGGCAUCGACAUCGCGCUGGAGGUGAAUGGAGGCCGCGUCGCGCCGUCCGAGGAGGCAUGCAUCGCCCUCCGACGGGACCGCCUGGACUUAGAGUCCGAGGAGGUGACGUUCGUGAGCACGGACAACCUUCGGACGUCUGGAUCGCUGGCUUUCGAGAUCUACCAUCGCCACGACUUCCUGGUGUCGGGCUGCCUCAAGCAAUCGGUGAUCAGCAGCCACGAUAGCUCCAGCUUCUGUGAGGGAGGUAUGCCGGGGAUUAGAAAGCUCGGGUGGCGGAUGGAGUGUAGCUGCGAGGCCGGUAGCUCAAAGUGCUCGUUUGUUCGCGUCCAGCAGCACCACUUACGAUCGCCACCACCACCGCCAUCGCCAUCGCCCUCUUCUUCUUCCAGUUCCAGCUCGAGCUUGACGACUUUGAUGGAAGUUUGCGUGGUGGGGAGGUAUAUCGGGUCUCCGGUGAUUCUAACCCAGACUGUCCAGCUUAAUGCGAGGAGAAGCCGGCUCAGGUGCACGGUGCUAGAUGUCAUCCCGGAGGACGAGGAGUGCUGUGGCGCCGCCACCCCGACGCCCAAGAACAGGUGCUUUGGCAGCGGUGGCGGUGGUGGUGGUGGAGUGCCGAGGGAGUGUUUCGUGACCGAUCAACAGCAGCAACAACUGGGCGAGAACUUCCCAGAGGCUGCCGAAGUAUCCGUAUCAGCCGUCAAAAGCAGAGACGGCGACGACGGCGUGGAUCGCGACGACGAUGACGACGAAGAGUUUCGCAAGCUGUACGAGAGCGACUACGAGGAGAAUGGAGACGUCUCGUGGUUUAACGCGGGCGUCCGGGUUGGAGUUGGCAUCGGGCUGGGGAUGUGCUUGGGCGUCGGGCUGGGAGUCGGGCUCAUGGUACGCACUUACAACGCCACCGCCAGAUCCUUCCGCCGAGGUCUUCUCUGAUCUUCAUGCUCCUCCCUCUUGUGCUUGUGAAUAGAGCGCUUUCUUUUUUACUUUCUUUCUUUCCUCAAACCAAGAGAGGCCGUUAAUAAAUAGGUAGAAUCCGCAAAAUUUUGUUUGUAUCUAUUUUUAUUUUUUUCUCCCAUCUUUCUUCUGCUUGAUUAUAUA
Messenger RNA from Selaginella moellendorffii, 1794 nucleotides. RefSeq lists its product as uncharacterized. NCBI's taxonomy places the organism in Eukaryota, Viridiplantae, Streptophyta, Lycopodiopsida, Selaginellales, Selaginellaceae. The transcript is spliced from 2 exons. The record is from RefSeq and is a predicted model, not a curated record. Bases 460 to 1629 code for a protein of 389 amino acids.